AUGAGCUCAUCAUCGCCUCCGACCCCUCUAUCGCAGUCGACGUCCUUCUACUCGGCCCCGGAUGGCGAGGACAACUCGACGGCGGCCAGCAGCCCCGUCCACACACAUCUCUUCCCGUACCGGAGCGCACGGCCGCUGCCACGCGAGCUGAGGCAGCACUGUCAGAUCUUUCUCGAAGAGCAGCUCUGUACCGCCGACGAGCUCGACGUGGCGGUGCAGGCGCUCGCGUACCUGCGCGGGGUCGUGUCCGUCGUCGGCCCCGUAAAGGCCGACAUCCGCACGGCGGUGCAGUUCCGCCGAUGGAGCCGCCGGUCCGGGCACCGCGGCCACGGCAACGACAGCCAGCCGUCGGACCACAGCGACGACAGCGACCAGGGCAACCACGCCGGCGACGAGGACAGGCUGUCGGGCCGGCUGGCCAACGACAGCAGCUUGUGGAGCCGCGGGCAGGACUUCUGGUCGGUGCUGGGCUGGGCCAUGAACUGCAGCGUGCUGCACCCGCGGCGCUGGACGUACUGGAAGGCCUGGCUGGACCUGAUGCUCGACGCCAUGGACAAGGACUGGGAAGAGCGCGAGCGGCUGGACGCCGAGGCCCACCAGGCGGCCGGCACGACCGGCGACGUGCCCGUGACGGCGCGCCGGGAGUCCAUCGUGACCAUGUACCUGGACCAGCAGACCGGGCGGAGGGGCAGCUUCAAGGCCGUGAUCAAGGCGCUGCUGGCUGACGGUGGUCCCAUCUCGUCGGCCGCCUUCCGCGAGGUGUUUGACAAGGAGACGCGCGGGCCGAAGAGGAAGAAACCGUCAUCGUCAUCGUCGUCGCGGAAACGCAAGCGCGAGACGCUCGAUCUCGAGAACGACGAGUUCGGCGACUACCUGGUCGACGACGAGGACGAGUGCGCGUCUUCGGGGCAGUCGGAGCCGUCGACGCCGCAGAAGAAGAGGGGGCCGGACGAGCGCACGGCGGCGACGGGCCCCGGGGACGACGACGCCGAGCAGGUCGGCCUCGACCACCCGGGCCUGGUGGAAUCGGUGUGGGUCCGCCUGCGCCUCUUCCGCCUCGUCUCGCUGGCCACCCACACCAUGGGCCGGCGCGGCGAGCUCGACGACCUGUACUCGGACCUGGCGUCGGCGCUCAAGCUCGCGCCCCUCCCGCUCUUCUCGCUCAUCGUCAGCCAGCGGUCCAACCCGCUCCCGCCCGAGGCCCACGUCACCCUUCUCAAGGAGCUCUUCGCCCUGCUCCUGCCCGCGUCGCACCGGAAGCCCGCCAGGGUCGACCCGGACGCCGAGGAUGCCGGCGCCAUCACGCCACCCAUGCUGCGGGAAUGCUUCGCUCCGUACCCGGCCAAUACGGUCGCCGCCGACGACAACGCCAAGCUGUCCCUCGUCACCGAGAGCGCCGUUCAGCUGCUCUGGCGCUGCGGGGCGGUCGAGUACACCGAGCUCCUGGGCCAGGCUAUCGAGAGGGGCAUCGAGGCCCGCGAAGCAAAGACGAAGAAGAAGAGGUCUGCUACGAAGGCCAGGAUGGACCCGGGCGACAUCCUGGCCCACGAGGUCCUGAGCAGCUCGUCCGAGAGGCUGCGUCUGCUCCUCGAGGUGAUGAAGGCCACGGCUACUACUGCCGUUGACUAA
Geosmithia morbida is the source of this 1629-nucleotide messenger RNA. RefSeq lists its product as uncharacterized. The coding region runs from base 1 to 1629 and encodes 542 amino acids. The record is from RefSeq and is a predicted model, not a curated record. NCBI's taxonomy places the organism in Eukaryota, Fungi, Ascomycota, Sordariomycetes, Hypocreales, Bionectriaceae. The transcript has 2 exons.